UUGGGACCAUUGGCCUACUCCUGACGCAGUAUAUAGAUUCCCCCCAUCUACUGUCUCUCUCGGAAACUCGGACUUUCCCAGCAUCACUCCGACCUUGUCCAGCCUAGUACACCUCUACAUCAUCCAGGAUCUCUAGAUAUCCGCCCUCGCUCUCGCCUUCAAAACAACUCCACGUUCACAGAUCAACGACAGCAAUGUCUUCUGCCUCCGAGCCCUGCGCUUGCAGUCUAGACGGCCCCUUCAAAGUCGCCUUCAUCAUCGCCACGAUAGGCCUGGGCCUUGUGUCUCUGGGUAUGCUCGGCUGCGUGGCUAUCCUGAAGAACCAAUGCCAUGUCUACGCCGACAAGUACUACGCCUCCCGCCGCCUGUACGAUUUUGCCGUCCACCGCGAACACUGUCAAGCGAGCGAAGUCAUGCGGUUGAAGCGCGAGCUGCAGUGGCUGGUCGGGGACUGGCCUCCAGCGGGGACCGGGCUGCCUCCCCUCGAGCCUAUCGAGGUUGGCGAGGAGCCCUUCGCCAUCGCCGACGACGAUACCAGCAAGUCGGAUCCGGACGAGGACAAUUUCAUGCCCAAGGAUAACGCCGUCGCCGAGAAUGCCCCGACCCCUGAUCCGGCCGCAGACGCGAGAGAGUGGCCACUCCGCCCUUCCAUGCCACCGAGUCCGCGUGGCCCACAUGACAGCUUCCUCCCACCGUACCGGACCCUGAUGUAUGAACUUAACUUGGCCCUAGCCGACGAGAGCGACGGGGCGAUGGGUGAUGACGAGAGCGACGCGGUUAAUUCCCAAGCUGGUGGAGAGGAAACCGAGGAUGACGAAGAUUGGAGCCCCCGGACGCCAGAAUCGGAGAGGUCCUCUGGGCCCCCAAUCCAAGCUCCCGGGCCACUCCCGGGUCGCAAGGCGUCAAGGCCAGGUUUGGAGACGGGGGAUGCCGAGGGCCCAAAGGCGAAAAAAGACGAUGAUGUUGUCUCGGCGGCGUCUGCCGUGGCCUCUUCUUGUGAUGCAUCGAGAUCGGAAGCUGCGCUAUGGAGUAUGAGAUCUAGCAGCAUCUAGAGGUGAUUUCCUCACGCGGGCGAAGGAGGGCUGCUUGGACAGUGUUACCAGCUUCCCCAAGUAGCAACAGAAUAGAU
Messenger RNA from Phialemonium atrogriseum, 1129 nucleotides. RefSeq lists its product as uncharacterized. The record is from RefSeq and is a predicted model, not a curated record. The transcript has a single exon. Bases 195 to 1052 code for a protein of 285 amino acids. NCBI's taxonomy places the organism in Eukaryota, Fungi, Ascomycota, Sordariomycetes, Cephalothecales, Cephalothecaceae.